This is a messenger RNA of Vidua macroura (Pin-tailed whydah), 2044 nucleotides long. It is a transcript of the gene ATG4D, whose product is annotated as autophagy related 4D cysteine peptidase. Gene Ontology annotation, molecular function: protein-phosphatidylethanolamide deconjugating activity. The record is from RefSeq and is a predicted model, not a curated record. NCBI's taxonomy places the organism in Eukaryota, Metazoa, Chordata, Aves, Passeriformes, Viduidae.
GCUCCGCCCUCUCUCGUUGGUCACGCCCCCUCCGGGGCCCCGCCCCCCCAUGGCGCCGCCGCCGCCAUGAGCGGGGGGGGGGAGGGACCGGGACCCCCCCCGGGACCGGCACCGGCACCGGGACCGGGACCGGGACCGGGACCCCCCCCCGCGGCCGAGCGGGGCGGGCAGCGCGUGCGGGGCCGCGUGCUCGCGGCCUGGAACAGCGUCAAAUACGGCUGGACGCUGCGGCCGCGGCCCCACUUCAGCCCGCGGGACCCCCUGUACCUGCUGGGGAGGGUCUACACGCCGGGGAACGGGGAGGAGCUGGCGCGGUUCCGGCGGGAUUUCUGCUCCCGGUUGUGGCUGACGUACCGGAGCGGGUUCCCGGCGCUGCCCGGGACCCGCACCACCGACUGCGGCUGGGGCUGCACGCUGCGCAGCGCGCAGAUGCUGCUGGGCCAGGGGCUGCUGCUGCACCUGCUGGGCCGCGACUGGAUGUGGCCGGAGGCGCUGCUGGAACUGGAGCCGGGGGGGUCCGCAGGAGCCGCGACCCCCCGGGACGGACACGGCCCCCCCGGGAUGGACCGAGGGUCCCCCGGGAUGGGCACGGAUCCCCCAGGACGGACAGGGCGUCCCCGGGAGGACGCGGGACCCCCUGGGAUGGACCCGGGAGCCCCCAGGACGGAGCCAGGAGCCCCCAGGAUGGACGCGACCCCCCAGAAUGGACAGGGACCUCCCGGGGUGGACACGGAGCGCUCCGGGGGGACCCGGGACCCCUCGGGACAGCCCCGGGACCCCUCGGGACGGGCACGGGACCCCUCGGGACAGCCCCGGGACCCCUCGGGACAGCCCCGGGACCCCUCGGGACGGGCACGGGACCCCUCGGGACAGCCCCGGGACCCCUCGGGACGGGCACGGGACCCCUCGGGACGGACCCGGGACCCCUCGGGACAGACCCGGGACCCCUCGGGACGGGCACGGGACCCCCCGGGCGCCCCCCGAGCCCCCCGGGACGCGGAGCAGCGGCACCGCGCCAUCGUGUCCUGGUUCUCCGACCACCCCCGCCCGUUCGGGAUCCACCGGCUCGUGGAGCUGGGCCGGGAGUUCGGCAAGAGCGCCGGGGACUGGUUCGGCCCCGCCAUCGCCGCCCACCUGCUGCGGGGGGCCGUGGAAUCCUGCACGGAGACCCCCGGGCUCGCCGUCUACGUGGCCCAGGACUGCACCGUUUACAAAGAGGACGCGGCCAGGUUGGUGCGGGGCGACCGUGACGGGGCGACAGCGGGACCCGGAGCCCCGGGACCGGGAACAUCGGGAACACCGGGAGCCCCGGGACACGGAACACCGGGACCGGGAGCACCGGGAGCCCCGGGACACGGAACACCGGGACCGGGAGCACCGGGAGCCCCGGGACCAGAAGCCCCGGGACACGGGACACCGGGAGCGCCGGAGCCGGGGCGGCGCCGCGGGCUCGUCCUGCUGGUGCCGGCGCGGUUGGGGGGCGAGAGCCUGAACCCCGUGUACGUGGAGUGCGUCAAGGAGCUGCUGCAGCUCCGCUCCUGCCUCGGCAUCAUCGGCGGGAAGCCCCGGCACUCGCUCUACUUCCUCGGCUUCCAAGGUGAUUCCCUGCUCUACCUGGACCCGCACCUCUGCCAGCCCUGCGUGGACACGGCCCGGGAGAACUUCCCUCUCCAGUCCUUCCACUGCUGCUUCCCGCGGAAAAUGUCCUUCGGGAAGAUGGAUCCCAGCUGCACCUUCGGCUUCUACGCCGGCGGGACGGAGCUGGAGCAGCUCUGGGGGGACCUGGCCCGGGUGCUGGCCCCCCCCUCGGCUCCGGAGCGUUAUCCCAUCUUCACUCUGGCCGAGGGCCGCGCUCAGCACCAGGCCCUGGACGCCCCCCCCGGGCCGCCCCCUCCCCUCCCCCGCCGGGGGAAACGCCCCAAAAAACCCAACUCGGACGAGUUCGUUCUCCUCUGAGCCCCCCCAAAUCCAUCCCCCCCCCCCCAAACACUGGAUCGGCCCCGGGCGGUGCAGCCGCGGCUCGGGGGGGGGCCGCGGGCACCUC